CUGAUGUUCUACUCUGCUUGUUUCUUGUUGUCUGCCUCCUUCAGCCUGAGUACUGAUGGACUUGGAGAUGGUUGCAAAAUGCUUGGGUGGGGGGGUGGGGUGAGGGGGACGUUAAAGAAGGGCAUCCUAGAGAUGUAGGGUGCGUCUGUGAUUCUCUAACCUGGUGCUCCAGCCAAGCUUCAUGGAUGAUCUUUCCCUACGCGACUUCGUGGUUUUGGUUCACCGAGGAGCAUCUGCAGACCAGGUAUGGCAAUGCCGAAUAUGGUGUGUUUCUCUGACGUGGAAACUUUCCUGGACUCGCAUCCCGAGUUGUUCGAGGACUACCUGAACAGAAAGGGCACGUAUGGCAUGGUGGAGAAGUGGCUCAAGACCCACCCGGCGACCAAGGGUCCGGCAUGUCCGGCUGCCACGACCCCGGCCGAGCUGAGGGACGACAAGGGCGCCGCGCUGAGGGACAGCUGGGCGAGCAAAUGUGACGGUCUGCAGCGUAGAGCCUCGCAGAAGGAGCUGCGCAAAACUUUCGCUCGCUCCAAAGCCGUCAACGUCAACAGAACCUACGACGAGCACGUCAACUCGCGGGCCCAGGAGCCACUGAGCAGCAUGCGGCGGAGAGCCUUGCUGAGAAAGGCGAGCUCCCUGCCUCCGACCACCGCGCACAUCCUGAGCGCCCUGCUCGAGUCCCGAGUCAACAUCCCCCAGUACCCGUCCACGGCCGUGGACUUCAAGUACUACCUCAAGGAGCACAACGAGAGGGAGUUCUUCCUGGAGCUCGUCAAAGACAUCUCCAACGACCUGGACCUGACGAGCCUCAGCUACAAGAUCCUGGUGUUUGUGUGCAUCAUGGUGGACGCGGACCGGUGCUCCCUGUUCCUGGUGGAGGGCACCGGCAACAAGAAGACACUCGUGUCCAAAUUCUUUGACGUGCACGCGGGCACCACCGUGCUUCCCUCCAUGAACUCGGAUGAGGUUCAGGUGCCGUGGGGCAAAGGGAUCAUCGGUUACGUGGCAGAGCACGGAGAGACCGUCAACAUCCCUGACGCCUACCAGGAUCGGCGGUUCAGUGAUGAAAUUGACAAGUUGACGGGGUACAAGACCAAGUCUCUCCUGUGCAUGCCCAUUCGCAACAGCGAUGGCGAGAUUAUCGGCGUGGCGCAGGCCAUCAACAAGACUUCAAGCGUGGAACUCUUCACUGAAGACGACGAAAAGGUGCUGCAGAUGUACCUGCCCUUCUGUGGCAUUGCAAUCUCCAAUGCCCAACUCUUUGCUGCCUCAAGGAAGGAGUAUGACAGGAGUCGGGCGCUCCUGGAGGUUGUCAACGACCUGUUUGAAGAACAGACUGACCUGGAGAAAAUUGUCAGGAAGAUCAUGCACCGUGCUCAAACAUUGCUAAAGUGCGAGCGCUGCUCUGUUCAGUUGCUGGAGGACAUUGAGUCACCGGUGGUGAAGUUCACCAAAUCUUUUGAAUUAUUGUCACCUAAGUGCAGCGCUGAUACUGAAACAAGUUUCAAGGACAGCAUGGAAAAGUCUUCUUACUCGGACUGGCUCAUCAACAACAGCAUUGCUGAGCUGGUUGCAUCCACGGGACUUCCUGUAAACAUCAGUGAUGCGUACCAGGACCCUCGCUUUGAUGCUGAGGCGGACCAGUUCUCAGACUUCCACAUUCGCUCAGUGCUUUGUGUUCCGAUAUGGAACAGCAAUCACCAAAUUAUUGGUGUGGCCCAAGUGUUGAACCGCCUUGACGGGAAACCAUUCGACGAUGCAGACCAGCGUCUCUUUGAGGCAUUUGUGAUCUUUUGUGGACUGGGCAUCAACAACACCAUCAUGUAUGACCAAGUGAAGAAGUCCUGGGCAAAGCAGUCGGUGGCUUUGGAUGUUCUCUCAUACCAUGCCACUUGCUCCAAGACUGAAGUUGACAAAUUCAAGGCGGCCAACAUCCCCCUUGUGUGCGAACUGGGUAUUGACAAGCUCUCCUUUGACGAUUUCUCUCUGGACAUGGAUGCCAUGAUAACAGCUGCUCUGAGGAUGUUUAUGGAGCUCGGAAUGGUCCCCAAAUUUAAGAUUGACUAUGAGACCCUGUGCCGAUGGUUGCUGACUGUCAGGAAAAACUACCGGAUGGUUUUGUACCACAACUGGAGACACGCCUUCAAUGUGUGCCAGUGCAUGUUUGCCAUGCUCACGACGGCCGGCUUCCAGGAGACUCUGACAGAAGUGGAGAUCCUAGCCCUCAUCGUGGGUUGUGUGUGUCACGACUUGGACCACCGGGGCACCAACAACGCCUUCCAGGCAAAGACGGGCUCAGCUCUCGCUCUGCUUUAUGGGACCUCAGCUACACUUGAGCACCACCACUUCAAUCACGCCGUCAUGAUCCUGCAAAGUGAGGGUCACAACAUCUUCUCCAACCUCUCGUCCACUGAGUACAGCGACCUCAUGCAGCUGCUCAAGCAGUCCAUCCUGGCAACAGACCUCACACUUUACUUUGAGAACAGAAACACCUUCUUUGACCUGGUCACCAAAGGAGAGUACAACUGGAACGUGAAGGCCCACAGAGACAUGUGCAGAUCUAUGAUGAUGACGGCGUGUGAUCUUGGUGCUGCCACCAAACCUUGGGAAAUAUCCCGCAAGGUGGCAGAGUUAGUGACCAGCGAGUUCUUUGAGCAGGGCGACAGAGAGAGAUCAGAGCUGAAGCUCACUCCUUCGGCCAUCUUUGAUCGAAACAGAAAGGACGAGCUGCCUGGUCUUCAGCUGGAGUGGAUUGAUGGCAUUUGUGCCCCCCUCUAUGAGACGCUGGUCAAGUUGAAUCCUAAACUUCAGCCCAUGCUCGACAUGAUCCAAGCCAACAGGGCCAAGUGGGAGGAGUUGAACGACAAGCGACAACGGGACCACAGCGUCUCUGCCCCAGCGAGCCGCUGCGGCGUCAGCGAGGUCUCUGAGAACAUCGUCUGCACGGUUCCCAAGACGGGCAGCUCUCCCUGCUCAAGCGGCGGUGCUGAUGACACGGCCUCGAAAUCCGUUGGCUAGCUUCCACCAGCGCAGGGCCCGCUUCCUGCUUCCUCUUCUCGAUGCUGCCUGCAACUUGUGCGGCGCAUGCGAGGGCUCUCGCUUUUUGCUCCUUAGAAAUGAGCUCCCCUGAGGUGUCUGGAGGUUGUCACGGUUUGUGGCGCCCUUCCAGGCGGCUGCAAAUGCGAGGAGACCGCCGCGUGUCAUCGUGUCAGCUGACUCUUCUGGGCAUUGCACAACAAGACGUGGCCAAAUAUUGGAGUCUCUGUAAAUGUGUACAUAGGCUACUGAGGACCGUGUUGCAUUCAAGUGCUGUCCCGAAACUCGAAAAGAAGGAUAAAGUCUUGCAGGGGCAGUGCUUGCAAUGUUCCACUUCCUUCCUUCUUGUGCCUUGUUUCAACGACCCCCAUGAAAAAUGCAUGCUGUCCUCAUACACACACAAACACCACGGGAAAUGAAUGGAUGGAUUUGGUGCCGUCAUUUGUAAAGACACCGCUCGGUCACGCAGAACGUUUUUAUCAUUUUGCCUUUAUGCACCACCACGAUGGAGGUAAAUGAAAACAAGAAAAAGUGGAGAUUUUUUACAUUUCAUUGAAGAGCUUUCACAAAUAUAUGAAGUGCCAUUCAGGAAUCACAGCUGUUUUAUGCAGCGUACUUGGACACACACGGUAGACAUUCUGUUCUCCGCUUUCAUUUGGUUCAAAAGGUCAGACAAAAACCAAAGCACAUUAUUCCAUAGGAAAUGAUGUAAUCAAAGUCAAUCAAUCAGCUCCAGACACCCAGGAAUAUUCAAUUCAGUUCAAAAGUGUUUGUCCCCAGGGGGCUAUUAAAGUCACAUACUGUCAGUAAGGUAUUAACCUUUUUAAAAUUAUUUUAAAAUUAUAUUAUAAAUAUUAUUUUAUUAUUUAUUUUAUUUAAAAAAAAGUUUUAUUGACAAAAAUAUGAGGAAAAAAAAAUUGAGAUAAAAACUGUACGUUAUUUAGAAUUGUUUGUAAUUAUUUUAUGUAUCAUUUUAAUAUAUUAUUUAAAUUUAAAUGUAUUUAUUUCAUUUUUUAAAAGUAUUAAUUUUUAACAUAAAUGUUUGAAACAUUUUAUAGAGAAUAAUUAUACUGCAUUAACUAUAUUUUGCAAUUAUUUCAAUUGUAAUUAUUUAUUAUUUGAAUAUUAUUAUUUUAAUGUUCUUAACAAAAUAUGAGAUAUUAAUUACUCGCGUUUUUUUACCAUCUGCUGGUAGUCCCGGGACUUAAACCCGGCAAAAAGUGGGAAUCUCCAGCAAACCAUACCAUACCAUAGCGUAUUAUGCAAAAAUAGACGUAUUUCUCACCUUGAUUUCACAUAUCUUUGUGAAACCUCUAAACCAGGGGUGUCCAAAGUGCAGCCCGAGCGUCAUUUGCAGCCCCCGGCUAUUUUUUUAUUGGCCUGCGGCCAAGAAACCUAAAAAAACCCCUGCAAAAAUGGAUAAAUCAGCAUGAAUUUUACAAGAAUAAAGUCGUAUUCUAACGAGAAAAGUUUACAUUUUUUGAGGAUAAAUUUGUGAUAUUUUGAGGGAAAAUAACAUCAUUUUAGUAACAUGAAGUCGAAAUAUUAAAAAAUAUAUUCUUUUUUUUAAAGAUGUAAUAUAAGAAAGAAGCAAAAAAGUUAAAAUUUUUAAGUUAAGCUGGGCGUAAAAGUCAUAAUAUUGAAAAUAUUAUGGGAAUAAAGUCAUAAUAUUAGGAGAAGAAAAUGUACAAGAAAGUUGAAAUAUUUGUAAAAGUAAAAAAAAACAACAGCAAAAAUGAAAAAAAUCAUUUUGCAAAGGCAUUUUACAAGAAUUAAGUCAAAAUAUUUAGAGAAAAAAGUUGUAUUUUAACAAAAACAGUUCAAAAAUGUUUGAGAAUAACGUAAUAUGAAGAAAACUAACAUCAUUUUAGUAGCAUAAAGUUGAAAUAUUAAAGAAAAGACAAAGUCAUAAUAUAAGAAACAAAAAGUUUUUUUUAUUUUUGGGGAAAAUUAGGUUGGGGGAAAAACUUAGAAUAUGUGAAUCAAUUCAAAAUAUGAUGGAAAUAAAGCCAACAUAUUAGAAGAACAUUUACAAGAAACUUCAAAUAUUUGUAAAUUUCAAAACCAAACAAAACAUGAAAAAUUGCAGCAAUUUAAAAAGAGUAAACUCAAAAUAUGAAGAGGACAAAAGUCCUAUUCUCACAAGAAAAAAAGUUCAAAUUUUACGAGAAUAAACUUGUAAUAUUGGGAAAAAAUAAUGUCACUUUAGUAGCAAAGAUUUUUUUUUUUAUGAGGUUGGGGGAAAAGUUAUAGGUAAAGUUAUAGUAUGGAAAUGAAGUCAAAAUAUUACUGGAAUAAAGUCAUAUUACAAGAAGAAAGCUGAAAUAUUUAGACUUUUUUUAUAUGAAAUAUUAAUAUCAAUGUAGAUUAAUAUUAAUAAAGACAAAGUCUUUAUAGUCUUUUUAAUAUUUGUAUUAAUAUAUCAAUAUUAAUGUAUAAAUAUUAAUAGAAAUGUAUAUUAAUAUUAGGCUUUUUCACUUGUCACCUAAAGCUGAGGUGCAGUUUUUGUCUUGAAAUAUGUAUCAUUUCUUUCAAAGUGGCCUUUGCAUUCUUUAAUUUUUCACUAUGUUGUCCUCGCUGGAAAACGUUGGGGCACCCUUGUCUUAAUUGACACAGUUCUACACUUCAACGACAUGCUGUUUGUUGUUUUAUUUCACUUCUGGUGGUGUAUAAAGGAAAAAUCCUAAAACUAAACCUUCCCUCAUCAAUACAUGAUGAGCGAAGUUUAACCACAUUUCCACAAACACACACGUGCCUUGAUGACGUUACCACGUGUAUUCCUGCUAAAGUAAGCCAUUGAAUCUACCGAAUCAACUCUUAAAGUUGCAUUUACUUAUCGAAUAUUUGGCCUUUUUUCUCCUCAGCGCUCAUCAAUUAUUCUGACUGUUUUACAGCUUUUACUAAAAUAAAAAAAAAAAACUCGAGACUUGUACUGAGGUGCCCAUGUAGUCACGAGCUAAUAUUUUCAUAUUUCCUAUUAUUUUUGGCCUUAUGACUUGUCGUAGUUUUGUUGUUUUGGAAAUGUGUCUUUUGUGCACCUUGGCAGGCAUGGAUGUGCGCGUGCUACUUGACGUGUUUUCAUUGGCCGACGGAAGGAGACGUUCAGGUUGCAUGUUUUCAAAGGCACGCCGAGGGUGUAGCAGCCACGGGAAUAAAACAAAUACCUCGGAUUUCCAAGCAUCCGUGAACAUGCAUGUGUUUACUUCUCUUGCAUGAGUUUAUGCUGGUGAUGAAUAUCGCUGUUCUAUUUUUCUAUCAAUCUCCCCAUCAAAUUGUCUAUUUUAAUGACGUAACGUGUUUCUUGUUCGUGUGUUCAGACCAGUGGGGCGCAAAGUGAAAGCAAAAGCCCAGGCUUGACAACUGUUUCAGUACUCACUUUCAA
Dunckerocampus dactyliophorus (ringed pipefish) is the source of this 6418-nucleotide messenger RNA. RefSeq names its product phosphodiesterase 11a (gene pde11a). The transcript has 20 exons. Gene Ontology annotation, biological process: signal transduction. The coding region runs from base 247 to 3018 and encodes 923 amino acids. The record is from RefSeq and is a predicted model, not a curated record. Gene Ontology annotation, molecular function: protein binding; 3',5'-cyclic-nucleotide phosphodiesterase activity. NCBI's taxonomy places the organism in Eukaryota, Metazoa, Chordata, Actinopteri, Syngnathiformes, Syngnathidae.